Molecule: messenger RNA, 447 nt
Organism: Mesorhabditis belari
Lineage: Eukaryota; Metazoa; Nematoda; Chromadorea; Rhabditida; Rhabditidae
Source: the annotation of a GenBank genome assembly
AUGAGGUGGCUCAUUGCAUUGGGGCUGCUCGGGUUGGGCUCAAGGGCGGCCGAUGUCAGCGAUUGGAAACAACAACAAGGAGUCACUGGUGAAGUGCUAAACACGGAGCAAGAUUUCCCAUGUUAUUCCCUUUCUCGUGACAACUAUACCUGCUCGGCGUGCAUUCAACAACAUGACUCAUGCGCUUGGUGCGGUGCUCCGCUUUUCGACUCAAAGAAAAUGUUCCCUCGAUGUGAUAGCAAGGCUCGUUUAUUAACGAAUGGAUGUCCUGAAUUCGACAUUGAAUCACCGACUACAACUUUGGAAGUUGUUGAGGAUGAACCACUAUCCGAUCAAGGCACCGUCGACAAAGAGGAAGAAGCCGUUCAAUUAAAACCGCAAGUGAUGAAGGUCGAGAUUCGACCGAAAUCUCGAGUCCGUUUCUUUUGUAACUUAUCGUCAAGCCGU